Prunus dulcis (almond) is the source of this 798-nucleotide messenger RNA. Its product is annotated as microtubule-associated protein 70-2-like. Gene Ontology annotation, biological process: cytoskeleton organization. The transcript is spliced from 2 exons. Gene Ontology annotation, molecular function: microtubule binding. Lineage: Eukaryota; Viridiplantae; Streptophyta; Magnoliopsida; Rosales; Rosaceae. The record is from RefSeq and is a predicted model, not a curated record. The coding region runs from base 1 to 678 and encodes 225 amino acids.
AUGAGUGGAAAAUCCCGCCCAUCCUCAGAUGCAAGAAUCAUCAGCAAUGGGCCUUCAAGGCGUCAGUCUCUUGGUGGAGCUGAGAACUUCUCUAGAGCAUCCUUUAAUGGCUAUCUAUCUAGGACAAAAUCGAAUUUACAAUCUGGUUUCAACCGUUCCAACACUGCUACUGCAAUAUUGAAACAAGCCAAGAGUUCAUCUAGAUCGUUUGAUGGUGGUAGUAGAUUGCUAGACAGAGAUACGCUAGUACCAUAUGCAACUGGGAAAGAUAACACAAACAGUGCCAGUGAUCAGACUCAGAUGGAUGAGACAAUUGGUAGACAUGAGGAGAGGGCAAAUGGAUCUUUGGCUGAACAAUCCAGGACAGAGCAUGAAGAUUAUGUUUCUGGAGUGCUGUAUGAUAUGUUACAGAAAGAGGUCGUAUCUUUGAGGAAAGCUUGCCAUGAGAAAGAUCAAACCCUCAAGGACAAGGAUGAUGCAAUUGAGAUGUUGGCAAAGAAGGUGGAUACACUUAACAAAGCAAUGGAGGUUGAGGCCAAAAAGAUGCAGAGAGAAGUAGCUGCCAUGGAAAAAGAAGUCUCUGCUAUGCGUGUCACCAAGGAGCUUGAUCAGAGGGCACGGCGCUCAAGUGCUCUCCGAGGGGUUGUAAAUAGCUCUCAUACACUUUCUUCUAGGUAAAUAGUUGUGUAUAAUCUUUAAUGGCCUAAAACUGAUGCACUAGUUGUGGAACAGGCCGUCAUUCUUGUUCCUGCUAAGUUCUUGAUUAUAUAAAACAAACAAAAAUGCAUGGCUUGAUAU